Phaethon lepturus (White-tailed tropicbird) is the source of this 198-nucleotide messenger RNA. RefSeq names its product probable ATP-dependent RNA helicase DDX41. The record is from RefSeq and is a predicted model, not a curated record. The annotation marks the transcript as partial. The transcript has 4 exons. Lineage: Eukaryota; Metazoa; Chordata; Aves; Phaethontiformes; Phaethontidae.
GGGGAGGAAGAUGACGACUAUGUGCCCUACGUGCCUGUCAAGCAGCGCAAGCAGCAGAUGCUGCAGAAGCUGCUGCACAUGCGGCGGGAGGGGGGGUCGGGGGAGGAGGAGAGGGCUCGGAAGGAGUCAGCCAAGGAGAAGCAGCUGAAAGAGGAAGAGAAGAUCCUGGAGAGUGUGGCAGAGGGCCGAGGCCCCUAG